Dovyalis caffra is the source of this 233-nucleotide messenger RNA. Lineage: Eukaryota; Viridiplantae; Streptophyta; Magnoliopsida; Malpighiales; Salicaceae. The record is from the annotation of a GenBank genome assembly.
CUGCUUUAAGGGUUGGUUUUGGGGCUUUGAAUGAGGCUGGAGGGAGGGUUUUUAGAGGUGUUCUUGGGGGCUCUUGUGUGGGUGGCUAUGGAAGUCGGUUAGUAUGGGUUUAUGAGGUGCAAAAAGAGGUGACUGGUGUUAAGGGCUAUUAUGGAGGUUAUGGGGGAGUGAGAAGAGUUAAAUGGAGCUUGGGAGGAGGAGAUGGUGGGGCUAUAACGCAAGGAAUUCGGUGA